UCAUAUAUCCAUCCCUAUCUCAACAAAAUCCUUGAUGUCGCAGGGCAUGGACCUUUUCUGCCCAGCCUCCUCUGCGUUGCGAUUGGCUAGAUAGUUCAUCUGAAAGAGCUCAUUGGUUGAAGAAAGGUCCAUCAUGAUCACACCGGUUUUGCUAUGGCACAGGAAAGUAUCUUUACAUUUGCUACUGUCAGCAAUGUUGCUGUAUUGUUUGCAGGAGCUGUUUUUAAUACCAAUGGGCACUAUGCACUUUGGCUUAGGUGAAUUUGUAAUGCACGGGACGAGUACAGCUUAAAAUCUAUUAGUGGAAACGAACACACUGAGCCACAACAUCAUGGAUGAAAACACAUCUCCUGGUCAGCUAAUGGAUGACCAAGAAUCCAUAGUGUCUGUCAAAGGCCUGAAGGACAACUGGCAGAAGUGGUCUGAUAAUCACAAGGAGCACCAGAAACACAACCCCUUCAGUCACGACACCAGGCCCAUGGCAGUGGUCCCUCAGAGGGGUCACGAUGACUACGGGAGGCCCCUGCAGGGUUCGCUGACGGCACAACGUGGGAAGGAUGCUCACACACACAUCAGCAGAGAGGUUCAGGAGUUGUGUGAUGUGAUAAAAGACAUUGGGGUGCACGGAGACAAACAAGGGAAUGGGGGAGAUAUCUCGGUAGAAUUUGGCAAGCUGUUUGAGCAUUACGUGACUAUCUCCAACAAACUGGUGGGGAUUUUACUCAGAGCCCGGAAGCAGAAGCUAGUUGAUUUUGAGGGGGAGAUGCUGUGGCAAGGGAAAGAUGAUCAUGUUGUGAUUACUCUAUUGCAGUGACUUCUUCUUCCCUCCAUAACAAAAGGCAUCUCACAUACUGCCAUUAGUUUUGGAGUGUUAAUGUUUUGGUCUCAUGUGAUUUAAAAUACAAAUGGGGGAUUAUUAUACAAAACAGCUGUAUUUAUGAUUCCUAUAUAAUUUAUACAGUAUAUACUGUAUAAUUUAUAGCAAAUAUAUAUAUAUAGGCUUAUUAACAAAUAACAGCAUAUAUUCGCAUUUGCCAGCAGUGUUCUCAAUGUGUCACACAUGAAACAGUGCCAUAUGAUGGUUCACAUUCAUUACUGUAAAAAAAAAAAAAAAAAGUAAAAUUAAAAAAAAAAAAAAAAAACAAGGUGCUACAAUUUAUAUUUUGAUGAACAUUAGUAUUUUCUAAUGUGUAAAGCAUUAGUGUUAUUAAUAUAGUAGCAGUUUUUUUCCCCACCAAUUAUUGGAUUAACAUGUUCAGUAAUUGAGCCAUGUAUGCUUGAAUAAUAAAGAAAUGUAAAAUGCAAUCUCUUUGUGAGACCGACUAGUAAAAGUAACGACCAGUAAAAUGAUUGUUUAAUCUUUAAUCGCAAUAAAUUAAUCCUUCUUAAAGUGCAUACAUUGAUACAGAACAGAGUAUGGUUUCUUGCCUCUACAUUCCAUUGUCAUGCAGAAUUAACCUUUUCUGGCACACAAUACUAUACAGUCAACAAAUUUGGUCAAUUGCUGUUCACAGAAAAAAUAAUGUUCUUGCAAAUCUUGUUAAUGUACACAUCACACCAAUUUAUUCAUAUAAACCCCAUCUUGUAAUUCCUGCAAAAUUGAUCAGUUUACUUUUCAAAGGAAGUAUUCUGUUAAAUGCAACUGAUCAUCUCAUCACAAAUCACAGGUUACAGACCGAAAUGCACAAGCAAAUUUCACACAAGUAUUUUACAAGAUGAAGACAAACUGCACUUAACUUUGAAGUGUCAGGAUCAUUUACUCGUUUCCACAUAAAGGAGCCUCGUAAAUACUUUAUGCAGAUGUUACAUGAUGCUCCAACUCGUUUCAAAUGUUGAAAAAUACACCUCAGUAAGGAUGGCACAAAGCUGUAGAAGUCAUUGUAUUUGUGUGUCAUGCUUAUGUGAUCUAGGAUUAAUGAUCCUACUGAUUAACAGAACUGUGCUAUUAAAUAAUUUCAUUGAUAAUUUUAAUUUCACAAAACAGCUCUACUUGAUUUAAAACCAGGUCUAAAAUCCACACAUCAAAUGCCCUACUUUAUGUUGCAAAGAAUUAAAAAGGUUGUAUAUCGAAAGUAAUUAUUUGCCAAAAUUUUAGUACUGAUUGGUGAUUAUAAAUAGGCACAUGGAUCCAAACAUAACUUUUAAAU
Molecule: messenger RNA, 2147 nt
Organism: Corythoichthys intestinalis (scribbled pipefish)
Lineage: Eukaryota; Metazoa; Chordata; Actinopteri; Syngnathiformes; Syngnathidae
Product: actin-binding Rho-activating protein-like
Exons: 3
Coding region: 332-814 (160 amino acids)
Biological process (GO): positive regulation of Rho protein signal transduction; positive regulation of transcription by RNA polymerase II
Cellular component (GO): sarcomere
Molecular function (GO): actin binding
Source: RefSeq, a predicted model, not a curated record